AUGAGGAAGGCGCUUGAUGGCUGGAACGGCGGCGUUACGGUGGGCGGUACGAAGAUCACGAACCUAAGAUAUGCCGAUGAUACAACAAUCCUUGCAGCCAGCGAGACCGAGAUGGCUGCGAUCUUGGAGCGAAUAGAGAGAGUGAGCCUUGAAUUUGGCCUGCACAUAAACCGCUCUAAGACCAAAGUGAUGACGGUGGACAGAGCUCAAGUUUUAAGUCCAUCAAAUGCACUCAAGGAUUAUGAGAAAGUGGAGGAAUUUAUAUACUUGGGGUCGCUGAUCUCUAACCGUGGUAACUGCGAGAAAGAAAUCGGACGCCGUAUCGGGAUGGCUAAAAGUGCCAUGACUAGCCUCGAUAAAAUCUGGAAAGACCUGACAGCUAAAAUUAGAAAUAACGACACUGCUAAUCCACAGAUAAACUAA
This is a messenger RNA of Bombyx mori (domestic silkworm), 423 nucleotides long. RefSeq lists its product as uncharacterized. The transcript is spliced from 2 exons. The record is from RefSeq and is a predicted model, not a curated record. The coding region runs from base 1 to 423 and encodes 140 amino acids. NCBI's taxonomy places the organism in Eukaryota, Metazoa, Arthropoda, Insecta, Lepidoptera, Bombycidae.